AUGCUCAGCAUCCCCCCCCCCCAGCCCAGCCCUCAGACUCCCCCCCGGGGCCCCCCCAAGCCCCCCGGGCAGGGAACGGCACGGCUGCAGUGGUGUCGGAGCCCUUCGGCACCCCAGGAAAGGCCCGGGGGGUCCGGCGGUGGCUGGGGGGGUGCUGAGCUGGGGGUGCUGCAGCCCCCACCCCCCACCCCGGGGCCAGCUACGCCCCGGCGGGGUGACAGGGGACGGCAGGACCCGCCUGUUCCUCUUCCCCUGCCCCCGCCAGGCGGAGAGGCGGCCGGAGCGCAGGCGAGUCGAGGUGGCUGGUGGGGCAGAGGGGCCAUGGGACACCCUGCGGCACCCCUAGUGCUGCUGCUGCUGCUGCGCCCUGCGUCCCCCUCGUCCCCCUGCUUCCCCGUGCCCACGGACGCCCCCGGCGUGCUGGAUUUGACCAACCGCAGCCGGCAGUGCGCCGAGCUGGACUGGGGGCCCUUCCAGCGGCAGAGCCGGGUGCUGCUGAGCCAUAACGGCAUCGACGCCCUGAGCCCCUCAUCCCGCGUCGGGCCUGGCCUGGAGGAGCUGGACCUGUCCUACAACCGGCUGCGGGAGCUGCCGCCCGCCUUCCUCGGCCACGCGCGGGGGCUGCGGCACCUCCGCCUGCAGCACAACCGCCUGCGGGAGCUGCCCCCCGGCUUCUUCGCCAACGCCACGGCCCUGCAGAGCCUGUGGCUGGAGGGCAACCCCCUGCCCGCCGUGCCCCCCACCGCCUUCCAGCCCACCCUGCGCGACCUGGUGGUGCCGUGCCGCUGCGACGUGGUGGGCAGCGUCCUGGCGCCCUGCGCCUGCUCCCAGCACAACUGCACGGCGCCCGACUGCCGCUGCCUCACCUCCCACCUCGACUCCUUAAACGUCACCCAUUUCCACGGCAGGGAAUGUCGAGGCAGCGUGGGGCUGGUGGCCGGCUUGGCUGGGGCGGCUGGCGGGAUGGCCGUGCUCCUCGUGGUCACCGUCGUGGUUUGCUAUCGGCGGAGGAAAGCGGCCGCCGUGGCUGCCGACACCGUGUGGGGUAAGUGGGAGCCUGGUGCGGCCCACGGGCAGCCCCGCUACAUCAGCCGGGCCGCUGAGAUGGACACCACCGAUGCUGCUGCCGCUGCCGCACCGGACUAUGAGAACAUCUUUGUGACCCCUGGCACCGCCCCGGCCACCACGCGGGGCUGGACAUCAGGAUGGCAGGAGAAGCGGUACAGCCCGCAGGUCCCGGCGGAUGACGACUAUUUCCUGGAGAGCGAGGCCGUCCCCGGGGACCAGCCCAUCUACGCCAACACGCGGAGCCCCGGCGGGGGCGAGGACAUCUACAUCAUCCCCGGCCAGUGAGGGGCCGGGGGGGCCGGGGGGAGAGGCUAUGGCUUCCACGGAUGCUUCUUCCCGGGGCUUUCCCCACCGGCCCCCAGCCCAGAGGGGAUGGGGAUGGGCUGCGCCAUGGAUGUGGGCUCUGUGGGUCUCCCCACGGCUGGGAACGGGGACACACGUGGUCCCCCCGCGUGCGUCCUGCCAGGGACGCCUUUCUCAGGGGAUGUUGUUUUUAACCCCCGCCCCGGACCUCCUCCUUCACCCCAGUUCCCACCGCGGGGUGAGCACUGAGGGCUGGAGCUUCCUCCCCAGCCACCGGCCACCGACCGCGGGGACGCCUCGGCACAGCAUCUGCCGGCAGCCGCCGCGCCGGAGCCUUCCCUGCUGGGGACGUGCGUGGGGCCCCGCCGCGGCCAUCCGGCGGAGCAGGGGGCCAUGGGGUGACCGCGGCGCACGGUUCCGCUUCCCCUUUCGGCUGCCGAUGGAGAGUCUCAGGGUGCACGUGCGCUUGGGGACAUGCCAGCAGCUGGGGACAUCCAGGCACCGGGACCAGCCCUGCUGUCACCUGCACACACAGCCCCCCCUUUUUCUGCUAAAUCUGCCAGUUUGGGGAACAGAGCAAAAGCCCCUUUUUUUUUUUUAAUGCUGCUGGCAAGACCCCCGAGCCCAUCGCUGCCAGGUUGUGCACCCCGAGGGGACCGGCAGCCUGGGGACACGGGGACGCGGUGGCUUGUCCGGGUGCCCCCCCAGCUCUGCGUGGCUCCCCUGAGCUCCAGCCCUUGUGGUGCUCCACCGUGGCCCAUUAAAUGGUUUAAUUAAGUGACCUGCGUAGCUCCCGCUCUGGUGCUGUUACGGGCUGGACCCGUCCCUCUGGCAGCGCUGGGGGCGGCAGCGGCUGAGCGGAGCCGCGGUGCGUUAUCUGCUCGUGGCUCUGCCAGCCCCGAGGAGGGGUGUCGGGACCACGGGGAGGGGGCUGUAAACAUUAACCCGAAGGAGCUGCCUGAGGCUGGAGGUCCCUGGGGAAAGUCCAGAGCCCCCAGAGCCCCUGUCCCCAGAGCUGGGCUGCCAAGGGACCAGGACCCUCAAGGACAGGUCUCCAGAGCAGAGGUCGUGUCACUUUGGCCCAGGUCCCCGGAGCAGAGGUCGCUGCAGCCGAGGUCCCUUAAGUCCAUGUCCACGGAGCGAAUGUCCCCAUAGCUUGUGCCCACGAAGACCCAGUCCUCAAAGCCCCCAUCCACAAAGUGGAGGUCCCCGUAUCCCAUGUCCUUCGAGGCGCUGGUCCCCAAAGGCCCCAUCCCUAGAUUGGAGGUCCCCUCAGCUUGUGUCCCUGAAGCCCUGGUCCCCAAAGACCCCGUCCCCAGAGUGGAGGUCCCCAUAUCUCAUGUCCCUCAAGUCCUGGUCCCCAAAGCCCAUGUCCCCAGACCAGAGGUCCCCAUAUCCCACGUUCCUCAAGCCCAGGUCCCCACCAGGAGCUGCCAAAGGGCCGGGCAGCCCAGGACACCCCUGGGACGUGCUGGAAGAGGGGACAGGACAGAGAGGAGCCGUGACAAGCAGAGCCACCCCAUCCAUCUGUGGCGAGUCCCUUGGGGACACGGGGUGUGCCACCAACCUCCACAGUGGCAGAGCCCCGGGGGAGCCGGGAUUCCCCCCACCCCUUGGUGUCUGCGGGGUCCCACAGCCAGAGAUACCUGGAAAUGGGGCAAAGGCCGCAUCCCAGCUGGACGUCCCUCCCGGGGGGUCAAGGCUGCGCCCAGCACCCACCUCAAGGACGCAAACAACCCAAAGGUCUCUGGGAGCAUCGCCCAGGCGUUACUCACGCGCCCCGGCAGCCGCUGGCAGGGUGGGGAUGGGGCUGGCCCCGCCAUAAGGAUUUACCGGCAAA
This is a messenger RNA of Chroicocephalus ridibundus (black-headed gull), 3211 nucleotides long. Its product is annotated as leucine-rich repeat-containing protein 25-like. Bases 1 to 1353 code for a protein of 450 amino acids. NCBI's taxonomy places the organism in Eukaryota, Metazoa, Chordata, Aves, Charadriiformes, Laridae. The record is from RefSeq and is a predicted model, not a curated record. Gene Ontology annotation, molecular function: protein binding. The transcript is spliced from 3 exons.